AUGUCAUUGACCUUUGCUACUGAGAAAGAAUUGGCUGUGGAUAACACACCAGCUGAGAGUUCUUUGGAUUCUCUUGACGGCACUACUUUUGACUCUGAUGAGGAGUCAAAGCCUGUCGAAGAAGCUCCAAAGCCUGAGCCAAAACCUUUGCCUUCUUUGAAGGAUUUACCAUCCUUGGUAGAUAGCAACUCCUUCAAACCAGCUACCAAAGUUGAAUGGGGUCCUAACAUGAAACCUGCAGCCAUUUCUUCUUCCGUCAGUCCAUCAAUGUCCCGUUCUGCUAGCGCCACCAGCGCUGGUCGUAUGAGAUCAAACAAUAUUCAGGAAACUUUUACCCUAGACCUGCAAUCUCAAUUGUCUGUGACUAAAUUGGAACUGUCCAGGAUCUUACAAACUGUUAAGCAGGCUAACAACGUCUCUGUCGAGUCUACCUUGUCAAGAAACUCCCGUACUUUCUUGAUCUCUGGUCCAGCACCAAAAGUUAAGGAGGCUAAGAGAGAAUUGAUAAAGAUGCUAACCAGACCUAUAACGGAAAACAUCGAGGUUCCAUCAAGAUGCAAAGCCGUCAUCAUUGGUUCUGGUGGUAAGAACAUUCGUGAGAUCUCUGACAGAUACGAUGUCAAAAUCCACAUCAGCAAAGAACCAAAACCAGACUCCUACAAUGAAGAUCUAGACGACGACUUGAGCGAUAUCUCCAUAUUCGGUGACUUUGAAUCUGUUAAGCAAGCCAAGGCCAAAAUCUUGUCCAUUGUAAACGAGGAUCUGAAGAAUAUCACUGCUAGACUAUCUGUAGAGGAUUCCACUUUGGGAUCAUUCGUUAAUGUCAAGGAAGUCUCUUCAGAUGAUGUCAAAGUGCAAUACUAUCAAGAUACCGGGUCUUUCACAAUUACGGGUAGUUUAGACGACAUUAAAAACGCUAAAACCAAGAUAAAGGAUUACUUACAAAAGCUAUCCAAUGAACUUGCUGAAGAAAAUGUUAAGAUUCCAUCAAAAUUCCAAUUCCUAAUUGAUGCGGACGAAGUUAAGGACAGAUUUGGUGUUAUUGUCAAGUUCCCAAAGAGCUCCUCUGAUGAAACUGUCCAAUUUGCUGGAUUAAAAGACAAAGUAGCUGAGGCUAUUAGUUUUGCUAGGACUUCCUCUAAGCAAUACAUCGUCGACUCACUUGACAUUUCAAAAGCACACAACAAGAAUCUUGACCAUGCUAAGAGACUAGUCAUCUACUUCCAGAAGUACAACGUCUUGGAUAAGGUUGCAGAGGAAUUCCCAGAUGUCAAAUACGUUUUGCCAUCCAUCGAAGAUUUGCAAAAUGCCAAAGAAGUUUUCAUUUACUUGAGUGCAAAGAAUGAUAAGACUUCAGAAAUAAAGGCUGCUCGUAGAGAGAUUAUUGCGAUUGUGAAUGACAUCACUCCAGCUGAAACACUGGUCAUCGAUGACCUAGAUUACGAACUAUUCCACAGAAAUAUUAAGCACAUCUUACUAGGCCAUGAAUCAGAAGCUAAGUUCAUCCAAAUUGGUGACUACUUCAAGGGUGAUGACUCUGUUGUUUUGUUUGCUACCUCAACAGAUGAAGACUUCAAACCAUCAACUGAUGAAAUAAAGGAAAGCUUGGAAAAAGUCAACGCAAAUCUAAAUGAUCUACGUAAGAAGCAAAACUCCCUAGAAGUUGCUACUUAUGAUCUUGAAUCUGAAAAGCAAGAUGAGUUUUUUGGAAAGGACUCUGUGGCUCUAAAAUUGAUCUUAGAAGAUAUUUCCGGCGAUGACGGCCACAUUCAAAUUAAAUUACACUCUCCUGAAAAGAAUAAGAUGACUUUGAGAGGUGACGAAAGGGCUGUUAAGAAGGCAAACAAAGAUAUUAAAUCUAUUGUUGAGAACCCAUCUACUACUGCAAAGAUAACCGUUGAAGUUCCUGUCGCUUCCGUUUCCAGAUUGAUUGGUAACAAAGGUGCUAAUCUACAAAAGUUGAGAAACAAGUACAACUGUUCUAUUGAUAUUCCUCAACAGGGUGAGUCUGACCAAGAUAAGACUGUUGAAAUUACCAUUAAGGGUUUGCAAUUUAUCAUUGAACAUGCUAAGAAGGAUAUUGCAAAUGAAGCUAAGAGAUUAGCAGAUAUCGUCACAAAGGAACUUGUUGCACAGGCUAAAUACCACCGUAAUUUAAGUGGUCCUCAAGGUAUGUACCGUACUCGUCUACAAGAGAAGUACAAUGUCUUCAUUAACUUCCUAAAGGAAAAUAACACCAUUACCAUUAAGGGUCCAUCAAGAGGUGUUAACAAAGCUUACGAUGAAUUGAAAGCCCUUCUUGAUUUCGAAAUGGAAAAUGGUCAUAAGACUAUUGUCAAUGUUCCAGUCGAGCAUAUGUCUAGAAUCAUUGGUAAGAAUGGUGACACCAUCAACGGUCUUUCUGAUGAAUUUGGUGUUGAACUAGAUUUCUUACAGAAGAGUGAUGAUCCGAAGGCGGUAGAAACUGGUGUUGUUGAGCUUGAAAUCACUGGUAACAGAAAUGCCAUCAAGGAAGCCUCUACUAAAAUUGCAGCUAUUGUUUCUGAAGCUGCAGACCACGUUACUGAGAAACUUGACAUCGACCGCAAAUACCACAAGACAAUUGUUGGGGCUGGUGGUCACACUUUAAGAGAAAUCAUCAGUAAUGCUGGUGGUGAUGAAGUUAGAGGAAGAGCUGUUGAUAUUCCAAAUGCUGACUCAGAGUCUUCCAUUAUCACAAUUCAAGGUCCAAAGAAGUUUGUUUCCAACGUGGUUAAGGCAAUUAACAAGAUUGUUGAAGAAAGUCAAAACAGCAUUACCAAGAAGAUCGAAGUUCCAGGUGAAAGAUUGGGUGCAUUGAUUGGCCCAGGUGGUAUUGUCAGAAAGCAGCUAGAAUCUGAGUUUAACAUCCAACUUUAUGUUCCUAAGAGGGACGAAGAAGAGACUCGUGUUUCUCUAACAGGUUUGCCAGAAAACAUCGAGAAAGCUGAGAAGAAGAUAUUCACAGAGAUCAUCAGAGAUAACUUUGAUUUGGAGAUCAUGGUCCCAGCAAAUGUUCAAAACUAUGUAUCCGAUCGUGGUAACCUUCCACAAAGACUAAGACUUGAAAAGUUUGUGAACGUUAGAUACGGUAACGCCACCAAGAAGGCCAACAAUCUAAACAGAACGCCUGUAGAUAUUCCUUAUGAAAAGGUUGCUGGAGCUGAAGGUGAGAAAGUCAAGUUCACUGUUGAAGAAACCGGACCAUCUGUUGUUGAAAAUGUAGAUGGUGAAAUACCAUGGAGACUAAUAUACGAGCCUAUUGACUUUGAUAGCAUUUUAGAUGAAGAAAAUGGUGAGAAGAAGGAAGCUUCUGUUGACGAAAACAAGAAGCAGCAAUUAUUGAAGGAGGCCAAGGAAAUAAUUGAAAACAGAAUCAACGACGCUCCAAAUGCCACUUACUCUGGAUAUGUCUGGACAUCUGACCCAAGCAAGUUCUUCAAGGUUGUUGGUAUGGGUGGUUCCAACGUCAAAAAAAUUCGUGAAUCUACCAACUGUAUUGUUUACGUUCCAAAGAAAUCUGAUAAGAUCAACAACGUAAUUUUCAUCAAGGGUGCUAAGGAAAAUGUUGAGAAGGCAGGUGAAGCCAUCAUCAAAUCUUUGAAACAAUGA
Nakaseomyces glabratus is the source of this 3630-nucleotide messenger RNA. RefSeq names its product Scp160p (gene SCP160). Gene Ontology annotation, biological process: regulation of gene expression. Gene Ontology annotation, molecular function: mRNA binding. Gene Ontology annotation, cellular component: cytoplasm; nucleus. The record is from RefSeq and is a predicted model, not a curated record. Lineage: Eukaryota; Fungi; Ascomycota; Saccharomycetes; Saccharomycetales; Saccharomycetaceae.